CACCAACUGUCGGAGGUAUUAGGAACAUCAUAAUUCUGUCAAUUAUGCAAAUGUACUUACAUGGGCCAAUCAUUGUAAAGCUCGGGCUCAAACCUGUAAGCUACCAUAUAGUGUUGGACUCAAUGAUGAGUUGGUGAUUGGUUCCCAUCGUCACUGAGAACUCUGAGCUCCUAUUGGAUGAAUCAUUAAAUGAGACCCAAUGAGCUCAGACAGCGAGUGAUUGUGUUAUACAUGCUUAAAUUGUUCCAGGUUAAGAACGUUGAUACGUUUAUUUUCAAGUUUACAACCUGGAUGAAUUGCUAGCCUUUUUGUCAUUAGUACCUUUCAGAUGAUAUCAAAAUAAUUAAAAUCGAGCGAUAUUGAACUUGGAAUAUUUGUGUGUAACGUGGUUUAUGCAAUGCAUAUUGUUCUUCAUAUUCACGAUGGUCCAUAAUAUUCAUAUUUAACAUACGAUCCAGUGUGCACAUUCUCGCAAAUAGUUGGUAGGGAUAUAUAAAAUUAGUGAUGAGUUUAUCCUUUACACUCUUUACACUCAUAUGUUAAUCAUGCAAAGUUUUUAAUCAACUGAAAUUCCACAUGAUAAUGAUAUCUGUCAGUCUUGCUAUUUCUUCGUACAAUAGGCACUUAUUCUAAUUCUGAAAACAGCUGCGACUGUAGCCUACCACAUAAGGUCAAGAGCACUUGAGUAGAAAAUAUAAAUGUGGCUAUUUAAUAUCACAGGUAGAUUUCAGUCGAAUACAACACAAUAGUACCAGGUGGCCCAGAUUACAACACACAUAGAAACCCAACACACCAUAAACACGACACGCUUUUACACAGAAUAAGACUGGAUAGGCUGUGUGGAAACGUAAUCUAGCGUGAACAAAGGGCCGCACGCUUACUGAUAGUGUCCGAUAGGGUGCACAGGUUGGUGAGACAGCACUGCGAAAGGACUGCUUGUUUUUUUAAGGGACGUACGAGGAAAAUUGUACGUCUAGACCCAAAGCGCCAUGUUAGUUUGCAUUGUAGUAGGUUCACCUCAGUGAUUGCAUGGUACUGAAAUAUACUUUGCGACGCGUAUCUGGACGUAUAUUUCUGCCAUUUGAGACGACUACGAUAAAUCGUCUCCUGGGUGUCCAGUACUGGUAAUGUUACCUGUGGAUUUGGACCGUACCACCACGUAAGCUGUUAGAAAUCCGACUGCUGGGCAAGAACCAGUCUUCCAAACAAGAGCGAAGAAUCAAUAACAAUGCGACGGGUUCAUCUGUUUGAACUCUUUUGUGCCGUAUUCCUGUUCAACAUUUGCCGUCUUGGAAGGGAAAACAACGCAAAUGCAGAAUCGCACAUACACGCCCAUGACGAUAACGGCACCCUGUUACAAGCUGUAUUCGACACUCUGGAGACUUAUGACGGGAGAGUGCGACCUGAUUUCGGAGGGAAACCUACAGUUGUUCAAGUGCAACUCUAUAUUGCAAGUUUGGGGUCUUUUUCGGAGAUCAAAAUGGACUAUGUGAUGACUUUUUACCUGCGUCAGUGGUGGAACGAUCCGCGCUUUGAGUUCCCGGACAUGAACCAAAACAUUGAACUGCACAAUGUCGACUCUAGCGACAUCUGGACGCCGAGUAUCUACUUUGUAAACGAGAAGGACGCCGGAUUCCGACCGUCUACUGACCACGCCAAGGCGCUGUGGAUCUGGCCGUCAGGGGACAUCUUCUACGGCGAAAAAAAAACUGUGAUAGGUUCGUGCCCGAUGCAGUUCCACAUGUACCCGUUUGACAGUCAGACGUGCACGUUCCAAAUAGCGAGCUACGGCUACACUACAAAGGAUCUGAUAAUUGAGUGGGAAGAGCCCGCCGUGGAGUUCAAUCCGGUCAUAGAACUGCCAGAGUACGUCAUUGCAGGAUGGACCUCUCGCGACUGUACGGGGAACUACACAAUAGGAUCGUUCAGUUGCAUCGAGGUUAAGUUCAAGCUGGUUCGCCAGCUCGGGUACUACCUGAUACAAACCUAUGUCCCAAGUAUUUUGAUCGUGUGCCUGUCCUGGCUGACAUUCUGGAUCAGUCCUAAUCAGGCACCUGCGCGGGUUGCGUUGGGCAUCACCACUGUCCUCACAGCAACGACACUGACAACGGUGUCCAGAAGCUCUCUGCCAAAGUUUUCCUACAUCCGGGCCAUUGACAUCUGGAUGCUGGUGUGCACCAUCUAUGUGUUCGCGGCGCUGGUGGAGUUCUCCCUGGCCUAUCACUUCUCCCUGCGAAAGGAUCGACUGCGCUCCCUGGCGGAAUGUCUACGAAUUCCACGUAGAUUCUCCAGGAAGUCAACAUACGAACUCAACUCUGUACAGAACAGGAAAGUGAACGGAAGAUGCUCUCGAGCUGACGCAGGUCCCACAGAGUUCCAGACCGUGCCGGGAGAAGGCCCUGCACAGGGGGUGGACGGGAUGACUGUGGCCAUAAAACUUGACUUAUUCUCAAAGAUCGGGUUUCCUCUGUCCUUCAUUAUCUUCAACGGUUUCUACUGGGGUAUUUAUCUCAGCCAUUACUCUGCGUCAUGAGUCUGUAAUGUAUUUGUACUACAAAUGUAUAUUGGUUGUCAAACCCUAAUGGGUGAAAAAAAUCUAA
This is a messenger RNA of Branchiostoma floridae (Florida lancelet), 2600 nucleotides long. Its product is annotated as glycine receptor subunit alpha-4-like. Lineage: Eukaryota; Metazoa; Chordata; Leptocardii; Amphioxiformes; Branchiostomatidae. Gene Ontology annotation, molecular function: extracellular ligand-gated monoatomic ion channel activity; neurotransmitter receptor activity; chloride channel activity. Bases 1229 to 2533 code for a protein of 434 amino acids. The transcript is spliced from 12 exons. Gene Ontology annotation, cellular component: neuron projection; synapse; membrane. Gene Ontology annotation, biological process: chemical synaptic transmission; nervous system process; signal transduction. The record is from RefSeq and is a predicted model, not a curated record.